AUGAGCGCUCCAAAGUCGUUCACUCUGAGCAAGUCUCUUCCACAAGGUGGACAUUUACAAUAUCAUCCUGAUGUAAACAUACAAUCAGUGAAUCAACCGUUGAUUGAUCCAGAAGAAUCUGCAGAUAAUGCUCAAAAACAAGCGAUUCUAUGCGAAUAUAGACGUCGUCGUAGAGAAGCACAUAACUCUGUUGAACAUCGUCGAAGGGACAGUAUAAAUGAAACGAUUCAGGAAAUAUCGACACUUAUACCUGAUAUUUAUAAUGAUUCUUCUAAACUAAACAAAGAUGUGAUCCUUGACAAAGCGAUAGAAUAUAUCAAACAUCUUCAACAGAUGGAGGGUGAACAUCGAGCCUUCAACAUGAUGUUGGAAAAUAGCGUAAAAGAUAUGAAACCUGGGAUACCAAUCAAAAAAUAG
Scutellospora calospora is the source of this 417-nucleotide messenger RNA. The record is from the annotation of a GenBank genome assembly. Lineage: Eukaryota; Fungi; Glomeromycota; Glomeromycetes; Diversisporales; Gigasporaceae.